Messenger RNA from Alosa sapidissima (American shad), 3438 nucleotides. Its product is annotated as immunoglobulin superfamily DCC subclass member 3. The coding region runs from base 321 to 2543 and encodes 740 amino acids. Gene Ontology annotation, cellular component: axon; plasma membrane. Gene Ontology annotation, biological process: cell-cell adhesion; axon guidance. Lineage: Eukaryota; Metazoa; Chordata; Actinopteri; Clupeiformes; Clupeidae. The transcript is spliced from 15 exons. The record is from RefSeq and is a predicted model, not a curated record. Gene Ontology annotation, molecular function: protein binding.
CGAUUGCAAAAAAAGGAUAUCUAAACAUGAGAGGAUCAACGACUUUUCUGGUUCUCCUGCUGGUCAUCUGCUCAGCAGGUCAUCCUCACUCCCAUCCAUCUUUGCUCAAGCCUCCCCCUCAUCAGCAGCAUGCCACCACCGAGGCUGACAUCAUCUCUUUCCUCAUCUUCCUCUUCAUCAUCCCAAUGCCAUGGCAUCACUGCAUCGCAGGGCUCCGCCAUUCAUCAGUAGCAUCAUCAUGUCAUCAGCAUGUCAAGACCUGCACCCCUCCAUGUCCUAACACCACUAUCGACAUGGAGGCCCGUCAUCCGUGAUAUCACAUGACCAUCAUCAGCAUGCCUGUCCACGGUGUCCAAGUGAACCCUGUUCAUAGUAAUGGUAGCAGUUCCAUUACAAUCCACGCGCUUAGCCGAGCCUCAGAGUUAGCGUUCCUGAAGGAGCCCAGUGAUGUCAUCGCCGUGCGGGACCGUCCACUGAUGCUGGACUGUGAGGUGGAGGGCGAGGGGCCCAUCACCAUCACCUGGCGCAGGAACGGAGUGGCCGUGCCCCUGGGCGUGAGGACGGAGGUGCUGCCCACCGGCGCGCUCCUCAUCCGCAGCUUCCAGAAGCGCAGGGAGAGCAACGAGACGGACGCCGGCGAGUAUGAGUGCGCCGCCCAGAACCGCUACGGCAUGCUAGUCAGCCGCAAGGCCCGCGUCCAACUUGCAUCGCUGCCCAAGUUUCACACACACCCAGAGUCCAUGGCUGUGGACGAGGGAGGUGUGGCUCGGUUCCACUGUGCUGUGAACGGAAUCCCCGAGGCCAGUAUCACCUGGGAGAGGAACAGGACCACCCUCAAUACGGACAAUAGCAGGUACACUCUCCUCCCAACAGGCAUCCUGCAGAUCACCGGCGUGCGGAAGGCAGACAUGGGUUUCUACCGCUGCAUGGCUGUGAACAUCGCCAACACGCGCUACAGCCACGAGGCCCAGUUCAUAGUGACCGCUGCGGGAUCUCGCAGUUACAAGGACCCGGUGAUCCUGUCCGGUCCCCAGAACUUGACCAUCAACGUCCACCAGACAGCCAUUCUGGAGUGUAUCGCCACAGGGAACCCCCGGCCCAUCGUGUCCUGGAGUAGACUGGAUGGUCGCUCCAUUGGAGUGGAGGGCAUCCAGGUGCUGGGUACGGGGAACCUGAUGAUCUCGGACGUGUCGCUGCAGCACUCGGGGGUCUACGUCUGCUCCGCCAACAGGCCCGGGAGCAGGAUGAGGCGUACGGCGCUGGGCAGGCUUGUUGUUCAAGCUCCCCCUGAGUUCCUGCAGUGGCCGCAGUCUGUGUCCCGACCACUGGGUGGCAGUGCUGUGUUCUCCUGCUCAGCCCAGGGAGUGCCAGAGCCCCACCUCAUCUGGCUCAAGAAUGGCAAGAUCCUAACCCCAGGAGACAAUGUCAAACUCACCAACAGCAACAGCACCCUGGCUGUGACCCGCAUCACCCCAGAAGAUGAGGCCAUCUACCAGUGCAUCGCUGAGAACAGCGCCGGCACCAACCAGGCCAGUGCCCGUCUGGCCGUGUCCAUGUCCAACGACCUGCCCCAGGCACCCCAGGACCUGAUAGCCACCCCGCUGUCCACCACCAGCCUCCAGGUCGCCUGGGCUCAGCCCACGCCCGAGAUCACCGACGGCAUCAUUGGAUAUGUGCUUCACAUCCGCAUGCUGGGAGAGCCCGACAGCAAAGAGCUGCAGGAGGCAGUCAGUAAGACCACCUUCAAGCACGAGUUUGAGAACCUGGAGCCAGCCACCACCUACUCCAUCUACCUCAAGGCCUACUCUCCACUGGGGGCCAGCCAGCAGUCCAACACCAUCAUCACCACAACACUAGGGGGCGUUCCCACAAUGCCGAGUUUCUUCACCAAGGUGCUGAAUAAGACGGCUAUGCAGGUGUUCUGGGAGCUGCCCAGCAAGCCGGGGAAGGUGCAGGGCUUCAAGCUCUCCCACCGCAUGGUGCCCGAGGAGGACUUCAAGGCCCAGGAGCUCUUUCCCAGCCACAUCAACACACACACCAUCUCACACCUCGAGCCUGCAGCAGUGUAUGAAAUCCAGCUGGUGGCCUACAAUGGCAACGGGGACAGCAUCGGCAACAAGCGACUAGUAUCUCUGGCUGAGAGCGGCACCAGCGCCAAGGCUUCCAAUGGAGGGCAGAGUGUGUGUAACUGCCAGCAGGACAGCGACGGCUCCAUGACUGGCAUUGUGGUUGGCAUUCACAUUGGCAUGGCCUGCAUCAUCUUCUGUGUGCUCUUCCUCAUGUUUGGAUACCGCCGCAGUUUCUUCUGCAGGAAGGGGACCCAGGACAGCUGGGCUCUGCCCCAAGCAGGGGGAGGACAGGUGGGGCUGAGGGAGGUGGUUCCCAAACCAGGAAUAGUCUGUCCCACAGAGGCCAUUGAGUUAGUGCUGCAGAGGCAGAACUCCAGUCAGGGGAGGACUGAAGAGGCCCAGCCAGGUCUGGCGCAGUGCCAGGUCCUGAUUGAGCAGCAGCCAGGCGGUCAGCUUGGCACAGGCACUGGUUAGGGGUGGCAACGACACAACCUCACCCUUUACCCCUUUCACCCAACCUAUCCCGUACCCUCCCCCACCCCCCCCCCCCCACACACACUGUAUUUUGCCUAACCCCCCUGGUGGCUGCGUACACAGUGAGAGCUUCUCCACAUCCACUGCCCACCAAAGCCUUAGCCUUGCAGUAGUCUGACCAUACAGAGAGAAAGAGAGAUAAAGAGAGAGAGAGAGAGAGAGAGAGAGAGAGUGAGAGAGAGAGAGCAGUCUCUUGUAGCUGCGUCUAUGAUAUUGAGAGCAGGAUCUUAUUCUGGACCAUCCUGGGUAUGCCAGAGAUGCGCAUGUAACCUGAUGGGCUGAAUAGAGUACUUUGUACCUCAAACCAUUUAAUGUUAUGAAUGUAAUAGGAGUACCUGAGGAGACAGGCAGUGUUCAGUUUUUCAAAAUACCUCAGAUCUUCUGGUCUGAAGCCAAAGUGUGAUUUCAAAACACUCUUUAGUCCAAUGCACAGUAUCUCAUUAUACUGAACAGAUUUCAUUUAAAUUAUUAAAAUGGAAGGUGACAUCUUGAUGAUUUGUCUCUGAAGGUAAUGAGCGUUGCGCUUCUUCUUCCACCAUACUGCAUGACCCAGGAUGUGUCUGUCAAAACCAAAAUAGUUGUUGAAAACCUGCUCGCUUUAGAAAUGUUCUUGCCACUGGUGCCGUACUCUUCAACAUUCAGGUUGUACCAAAAAUACAGACAUACUGAGGCCUUUAAAGAGUUUAUAAUAAUACUAAUACAGAUUCUACAAAUUAUUGGAUGUGCGUGACUUGAUACGAUUAAUGGAUGAGUCUUCAGUUUUUCUCUUUCAGUUCAGUUGUUUUAGUGGUUUUAGUUCAGCUUUCAAUUAGCUGAUGGUAGUCGUUAAGUGAAG